UUCUAACACUUCCCUGCUGUGGCGAAAAGGAGUAAUAAUUAACAGUUUCUUGGGCUUGCUGUUCGUGGGAGGGGCACUGCCAGGCUCAGAGGGAGCCCCGCCCGGGCAGGAGUGUGUGCGCCCCUCCUCCCGCGCUUGUCUCCGACCCCAGCUCCACCUCCGGGACAGGUGAGCAAGCCCUGACUCUCCAACGACGAUCAGAGUUUGGAACUGAGCAGGGAAACACACUCUCCGGAGCAGGUUCAGCUCAACAACGAAGGGUAGCCUCAGAUGAUCUCAGAAAGGGGGAGAAAAUGACUAUGAUGGCUCACCAGUCCUCUUCUUGGAUCUUCAUCAAUGAGAGGACAUUCAUUACCAGGGAACAACUUAAUUCUUUAUUGAAGACCUAUAACAUCUUUUAUAGGAACCAGAAAAAUCUGCAUAUUUUAUAUGGACAGACUGACGAUGGUAAACUAAUUGUUGAAGGAAUGCUGGACAUUUUCUGGGGAGUAAAGCAGCCUAUACAACUGAAAAUACAAGAUGAGAAGCAAAUCCCUUCUUUCACUGUGCUGAAGUCACCAGAUGUCUUUUCCAAAAGGGGAAUGACACGCUGGGGAGAAUUUGAUGAUCUUUACCGUAUUAGUGAUUUGGACAGGACUCAGAUUCCAGUGUCUGGAGCAACAGAUUCCCAGGAAGAUUAUUUAUCUUAUCACAGUAGCACUCUGAAGCUUCAUGCAGAUGAAGAACCUGAAUCCCCAUUGCUCUAUAGAACCAUGAGUGAAGCAGCCCUGGUGAGAAAAAGGAUGAAGCCUCCGACGAUGGACAGAAAGGACAGACAGAAGCAUAGGGCCUCUAUUAACGGACACUUUUAUAACCAUGAAACAUCAAUUUUCACUCCAGCCUUUGGAUCAGAAACUAAGGUCAGAAUAAACAGUAAUAUGAGAACUGAAGAAGUAAUAAAGCAAAUUCUCCAAAAAUUUAAGAUUGAAAAUAGUGCCCAGGAUUUUGCACUUUACAUUAUUUUUGCAACAGGAGAGCAGAGACGGCUAAAGAAAACAGACAUUCCGCUACUGCAUAGACUCCUACAGGGACCAUCCGAAAAGAAUGCUCGCAUUUUCCUCAUGGAUAAAGAUGCAGAAGAAAUUAACAGUGAUGUGGCUCAGUAUAUUAACUUUCAUUUUUCUCUCCUGGAAUCCAUCCUUCAAAGAUUAAAUGAAGAAGAGAAAAGAGAGAUUCAAAGAACAAUAACAAAAUUCAGUACAGAAAAGGCUAUCAUACUGAAAUGUCUUCGAAGUAAACAGGUAAUAAAAACAGAGACAACAGUUUAGCAAUACAGGUCACUAUUGCUAAAACACUUCAACAAACUUAGAAGGGUGUUACAACUAUUUGAGUGCAUAAAUUCUAUACUUGCAUUUAUACAAAUAUAUGUGAACUUGAAUCUGUAGGAAAUUGAAUGUGGUAAAAGCUUGUCUCUUUAAACUGAAGAGGUUAAGUAAGGUUCACAGUUGGACUGAAGGAACUUGAAUUUAGUUUCAGUAACUGGAAUAAGCUCAGAUACUAUGUAUUUCAAAUAGUUUUUAUAGUAAAACGCUCAAUGAACUUGAAUUUAAAUGGCAUCUUCAGAUGCCAUGCAGCUUAAACUUAUUUUAGCUUCAACUGUCAAGAGAACUCUCAUCAACUGACUCUCAGAAAUGAUUCAGAAGUAAAAGCUGCCAGAUCUUAAAAUAAAAAAUCAGCACAUUACUACCCCACCAAGGAAUCUGAUGGUGAUGGUGUUUCACAGCUCCUUAAACUCUAGCCUUUUCAUAAAAUUUAGGACAAUCUUUCUAUGGAUACGUGGCUUUGGGCUAUCUAUAACAUCAGAGCUAUCUGUCCUUUGGGAUGGAAAAGAUUAUGGACUCUGUUAAGAAAUCCAAAUUGUAAUUUUCUCAACCUGAGCCCUUCUUUUUUUCCCCCCUCUGUUCUACAGAUAACUUUCAAAAGUGUUCUUAAGCUUUUCUUUUUUCAAUUGAACUAGUUUUCUUUAUUUUUCCAAACAAACAUAUCACAGAGAUUUAGUGUAUUUUGUUGGCUAGGCUAAGACUUGACCCAUGAUAACCAUUUGUUGCUUAAUAAAUAUAGAAGAUAAUGCAAAGCUGUGGUAGAUCGAAGUUGGGCAGGAAAUCUGGAGCUCUGCCCUUUUUCUCCAAGACAACUCAUUCUACAAAACAACACUCAGGGUCCAUCAAGUACACUUAACCAAUCUGAAAAAGCACUGAGAAUGCCACAAGUAUCAUCUAUGAUUUUAUUUAUGAACUCUAUAUUAAAAGGGAGUUUUAUGCAGCUCUUUUCCAUUCCACUACUACUUCUAUCUGCAUUCCUCAUAAGCAUUGGAUUAAACUGAUUAUAUUACACACACUGUGGGAUAAGGUUGAAUGUAAUAAACCCAGUUGGAAGACAAAUUAUCAAAAUAUGAAACAUGUUUAAGACAAAGAUAUUACUUCUCAGUGUAACCAAAUCCUAAACCAGACGAAAGUAAAAGUGUGCUGUGAGCUUUUCAGUCCUAGGAAAUCUCCUUUAUUGAAUAAGACAUGGGCCUGCAUCUUCAUCCUAUUAUCUACCAGUUAUUAAGAAAAUCUCAUCUCACAAAAGUAAAGCGAAUGUAAUGGUUAAAAUUCAGUAUACUUAUUUAAAGUAGUGUCAAGUAUCUGCCAUAAACAUGACAAAAGAUUCAUUUUAAUAUAUUGAAAGUCUACAAAAUGCAUUAAAAAAUACCAUGCCCGGAUAGAAUAAAUAAGACAUAUGGCUUGAAAAGUAAAACUGCAGAAGAGGAAAUGCAAAUGGCUAAUAAGUAUGUGAAAAAAGUUGUAUCUUAAUAGUGAUCAGUUGUAUUAUUAGUCUGUGUCUAAUCAGGAGACAGAAACCACACAGUCAUUUAAACAGGGGAAAUUUAAUAUAAAGAACUUAGCUGUGAUGAUAGAGUAACUAUAAAAAUGUGAAGAGAACUCCAAAGGGUACCCUAAGGCUGAGGAAGAAUACCCCACAAAGGAAAAGCUUGGAGAGAGGAGCUGAGAAUUCACUGGAGAAGGUGUGGUUGCAGCCCAGUGGAUAGGGGAGACAUCCUCUGGUUGCCCAGGACACAGCAGGGCCACAGUCAUAGGCCAAUCAGGAACAACUCUCUGGAGUGUGGAUCAGGUGGACAGGUGAGCAGAGGGCCUUGGGGCUUCUCUGCAGGCACAAAGCCAGAUCACAGAGUGUCGGUGUCUGGAGGUCUGCAGGAAACAAAGUCUGGGGGUAAGCUGAGGCUGAAGGGUAGGCACACAAAAAAAUCAGGGGCGCUGCUGCCAGUGCUGCUAGGACUGCGGGGGCUGCAGGGGCCAUCUCUGCAGGAACCUAGUACAACUCUGUGUAUGCCUUGGACUGUGGCAUCUUUGAGGCUGCAUGGGACAAAGGUGGGGCAAGUGGCUUACCAGAUGAUCAGCCCCACAAGGCACUCUCUGGGAGCAUGCACCAAGUUGAGAAGGUAUGGAGAGUAAUGAUCUGAGCUAGGACACAGGCCUCUACUGGGCCUCCAGACUGUGCCACCACAAACCAAAUCAAAAGCUACAAAAGGGGUUGGAGGAACACAAGAUAAAGAAAGCUGCACCCUACAGGCCACUAGCACUGAAGAAACCACUCUGGGUAGAGCAGUGAAGGAAGAAAGUCAGCUUCCCAGAAUCCGGAAAGACCAACUUCCUCCUACAGUGUUUCUCCAGUGCCCCCUACUGACAAAGCAUGACAUCAUGUAAGCUGCAAAGGAAGCAUAUAGAAAGGCUCCCAUGUACAUUUUCACAGACAACAGCAAAGAGUGAAUUUGGAGCAGAGACGCAAUAAAAUAACUGGCGUGUCAACAAAAUGCAAAGCAAAGAAAAGUGAAAUUCAUCUAUUAAAGAAGAUUAAGAAAUGAUAAUAUUAAAUACUCAACAGAUUACAAUGAGAUGGGCACUUAAACUACUGGUAGAAUUACAAAUGAAUAUAACUUUCCUUGAAAGAAAUUUAGUAAUAAGUUCAUCCUAUAAUUCUACUUGUAGGAUCUUAUAUGAAAAUAAUCAUAUAUACAAAGACACUAUGUAAAGAUGAUUAUUAUUUAUUGUGAUAAAAGGAAGUAAAUAGCCUAAUGUUCAAAAAUAGGAAAAAACGAUUAAGGAAGGAAAGAAACAUUUACCUAUAGAAUGUUAUGCAGCUCUUAAAUUGUUUUCUAAUAAAUUUUAAUUAUAAGAGUAAAUUCUCGUUAUGUAUCUGGAUAAGAAUAUAGAUACAAUAUCCAAAAGUUUAUUAUCCACAAGAUAUAUAGAUAUAUGUUUAUAUAUGUAUGUAUAUUAUUUGUACAUUUGUACAUAAACACCAAAAACAUGUUAAAUGUGGUUAUGUCUGGUUUGUAGAAUUAUGUAUGGGUGAUUCAUGUUUUUCAUAUUUUUCUACACUUGUUAAAUAAUCUGUAAUGAACAUAUAUUGCUUUUUCUAUUUAGGAAAUAGAAAAUUUAUGAUUAAAAAGUUGCCAACAAAAGAGUAGCAAGUACAUGCAAGCACAGAGUUCUACUAGAUGCAAAAAAAUUCAAAUAAAUUAUGCAAGUGAGAUGUUAACAUCACUACCGUGGUAGUUUUAAAAUAUAUGUAUGAAGUCUUUGAUACUCCUCCUCUCAAGAUAUGGAGCCUAAUCUUCCUCACCUUGCCAAUGGGCUGGACUUAGUAACUCACUUCUAAGGAACAGAGGAAAGCAGAAGUGCCAGGGUGUGGCUUUGGAGACUAGGUCAUAAAAGGCACUGUGGUGUCCUCCUUGCUUGUUCUCUUGGAUUGCUGGCUCUGGGGGGAGCCAACUGCCACAUCCAGAGUAGCCCUAGGGAAAGGCCUAUAUAACAGGAACUGAGACCUUCUUCCAAAAGCCCAAAAGCCAACAAGGAACUGAGGCACCCUGUCCACAGCCCACAGCCGUGGGAGUGCGCCAUCGGCCAGCCCCAGUUAAGCCUUCAACGACUGCAGCCCUGGCAAAGAGCUUGACUACAACCUCAUGAGAGACCUGAGCCAAAAAUCCCAGCUAAACCACUCCUGGAUUCCUGAUCCUCAGAAAAUGUGUGAGGUACGAAAUGUUUGUUGUAGUAUGCUGCUAUGAUUUAGGAUAAUUUGUUACAUCACAAUAGAUAACAUAUAAUUUCUGAGACAAAAAUCUGUUCACUUCAGAGUCAUCUUUACAUAAUACAAGAAUAUAAACUUUUGUCACAAAACCGUUCAUCCUUGUUUUAGGUGGUCCAAAUAUUUCACUACCAGUUACAUAUUAGUUCAAAUUCAGUUCUAGAUAAUGUUAUACUUAUUAAUGGUAGAGGACCUGUCACAUUCAUCUUUGUAUACUUUGUUGUACUUAAUAUGGUGUCCUGUGUAUUGGAUGUGCUCAAUAAAAAUCAGUUGAAUAAAGGA
This is a messenger RNA of Orcinus orca (killer whale), 5409 nucleotides long. RefSeq names its product Ras association domain family member 6 (gene RASSF6). Gene Ontology annotation, biological process: signal transduction. Lineage: Eukaryota; Metazoa; Chordata; Mammalia; Artiodactyla; Delphinidae. The transcript has 11 exons. The record is from RefSeq and is a predicted model, not a curated record. Bases 294 to 1307 code for a protein of 337 amino acids.